AUGGAACAGCAGAAUUUCAACACCACAGUGACAGAAUUUGUUCUCGUAGGCUUCACUCAGAAUCGUAAGCUACAGUCUUUUCUCUUUGUGGUCUUCUUCAUAGUCUACAUGACAACCUGGGUGGGAAACUUCACCAUCAUUGUUGCCGUGAUUACCGACCACCAGCUGCACACUCCGAUGUACUUUCUGCUGGCCAACUUGGCUUUCCUAGAUGUCAGCGACUCUUCAGUCAAUGCCCCCAAACUGCUGUCAGGUCUCCUCUCUCAGUGCAAUAUCAUCUCGUUCAAUGAGUGCCUCCUCCAGAUAUUCUUCUUCCAUUUCAUCGGUGCUGCAAUGACUUUUUGUCUUGUGGUGAUGGCAGUCGAUCGAUACGUGGCCAUCUAUAAACCACUGCAAUACUUGACUAUCAUGAACCGAGGUGUAUGUGUGGGGUUGGUGGCACUGGCAUGGCUGGGUGGGUUUGCUCACUCUAUUGUACAGAUUGAACUGAUCCUCCAGUUACCGUUCUGUGGGCCUAAUGUCCUAGACAAUUUCUACUGUGAUGUCCCACAAAUCAUCAAACUGGCCUGCACUGACACCUACUUGAUUGAACUAUUGAUGGUCUUCAACGGUGGGCUGCUUCUCAUAAUAGUCUUCAUCUUUCUACUCACUUCAUACACCGUCAUCUUAGUUGAGAUAAGGACACAUGUCACGGAGGGGAAGCACAAGGCUAUGGUCACCUGUGGAACGCAGAUGACAGUUGUGAGCUUAAUAUUCAUUCCUGGCAUCUUCAUCUAUGCUCGACCCUUCAGGAAAUUCCCCAUGGACAAGUUGGUCUCAGUCUUGUACACUCUAAUCACCCCAAUGCUGAAUCCAAUGAUCUACACGCUGAGAAAUGCCGAGAUGAAAAAGGCCAUCAGGAGACUGAUGAGGAGAAUGCUGUUACCAGGGAAGAAAAUAGAGGCAUGAUUUAUAUUUUUGAAUGAUGAUUUCUAUUAGAAACCUGAUUUCAAUAUGUCAGACAGAGCAUAUAUAUAUGCUCAAUCAUGAAAAAUUGUGUUCAGAAAUAAAUCACAGACCAAGGGUCAGAAUCCUUAAUGAAGUCUAUGGGACCGGUUGGUGUAAAUCAGUAGAACUCCAUUGGAAACAAUAGACCAGGACCUCAGUUUGUGUAAAUUGAACUAGCUGCAAUGGGCUUAGAGAUCCAGAUCACUAGCCAGUGUAAAUGUCCAUAGACCCAUUGUAGUCAAUGAGCCAGAUCCCCGGGUGGUAUAAAUCAGCAUAUCUCCAUAGGAGUUGUGGGCCAGAUCCCUAGCUAAUGCAAUUUGAUGUCACUCCCUGAACAUCUUGCAGCAGCUAAGGAUCUGAGCCUGACAAUUUUUGCUAAAAAUGUUCUAUUAAUAAUUUCAAAGAUGGAAAAAAUCAGGGAAAUCGAAGUCUUAUCAGGAAGAAAAAACCCUUUCAAAUGAAGAAUAGUUUAUAUAGCAUAAGUAAUUUUCUAAAUGCCACGAUGUUAUUACUGAAUGUUCCAGAUUAGCAAUAUGGAUAUUAUAUUAUACAUUAUACAUUUCUCCCUCAUACACAGAUGCUGUAUCUUUGUGUUUCUCAUGUGACUGGUAAACAGUGUGAUUUAAUA
Molecule: messenger RNA, 1615 nt
Organism: Caretta caretta (loggerhead turtle)
Lineage: Eukaryota; Metazoa; Chordata; Testudines; Cheloniidae
Product: olfactory receptor 4D2-like
Biological process (GO): G protein-coupled receptor signaling pathway
Cellular component (GO): membrane
Molecular function (GO): olfactory receptor activity; G protein-coupled receptor activity
Source: RefSeq, a predicted model, not a curated record